ACUGAUCAUUUCAAUUGACCGGUAUCUCACAUCUUAGAAAGAUGUUUAUCAACAGCCGGGUAUUUGCGUAUUACUUGGUGGCAAUUUUUAUAAUUGCAUCAACUCAAACUGGAUGCUGCAAUGGCCAACCAUUUAAAUACGAAACAAAGGAAUUUGAGGUGCCCGUGGAUCAUUUUAAUUUUGCUGUAAAUUCAACAUUUAAAUUGCGUUACUUGUACAAUGACUCGUACAUUGAUAAGCAGAGUGGAAAAACGCCAUUGUUCUUUUACACAGGAAACGAAGGUGACAUUGAAUCGUUAGCACAAAAUACUGGUUUCAUGUGGGAACUGGCUAAACUAUAUCGUGCCUGUAUAGUAUUUGCUGAGCAUCGCUAUUAUGGAAAGUCACUGCCGUUUGGUAAUCUAACAUUUAAUGUCACCCAAAACUAUGGUUAUCUGAGUGUGGAGCAAGCUUUAGAGGAUUAUGCCUGGUUGAUAGCAGAUCUACAGACGAAGUUUAAGUAUGCUCCUGUCAUAGCAUUUGGAGGUUCGUAUGGUGGCAUGUUGUCUGCGUGGUUUCGUAUGAAAUAUCCACAUUUAGUGUAUGGCGCAUUGGCAGCAUCCGCCCCCAUACGACAAUUUAAUGGUAUGACUGCAUGUGAUAUUUUUGCCAAAAUAACGACUUCGGUAUUUGCUACCACUUAUAAAAAUCGCACCUGCAGUGAUAACAUUAAAAAGUCUUGGGAUCUAUUUAAGCAAAUGGCCUCCACAGAUGAUGGCAAAAAGAAAUUGAGUACUGAAUUAGUGUUAUGUGAUGCCAUCAAGAACGAAGCAGAUUUAGACAAGUUUUUCGAUUAUUUGGAAGAUGUAUAUGGCAGUCUUGCCAUGGUUAACUAUCCUUACAGCAAUGAUUUCCUUAGUCCCUUACCAGGUUAUCCAGUGAGACAGUUUUGUUCAUAUUUACAAAAUUUGCAGACCGGUGACAGUCUUUUUGAGUCCAUGAAAAAAGCCAUUAAUGUAUAUUUCAAUUUUACCGGUACGGCCACUUGUCUCAAUUACAAUUCGGCCUUUGAUCCGGCCACUGUGGGUGGUGAUGCUUGGGACAUCCAGACUUGUAAUCAAAUGGUAAUGCCCAUGUGCAAUACUGCGGACACCAUGUUCCGUGUUAAAGAUUGGAACUUUAAAAAGGAAGCCGAUAAAUGUCUUGGCAAAUUCCAUAUCGAACCGAAAUUAAACGAUAUUACUAUACGUUAUGGUGGCAGAAGUCUUCGUGACACUUCUAAUAUAAUCUUCAGUAACGGCUUGUUGGAUCCAUGGAGUGGUGGUGGUGUUUUACAAUCCGACAAUGCCAACAUUUAUAUUAUUAUAAUACCGGAGGGGGCCCAUCAUUUGGAUUUGAGAUCUAGCAAUCCUAUGGAUCCUGCUUCGGUUGUGCAGGCACGUAAUCAGGAAUCUCAGAUUAUUGGCAAGUGGAUUGCUGAAUUUCAUUGGUAAAUUUUAGUAUAAUUUUAAAUAAUUAUUAUGCUUACAUUUAUUUAAAAAUUUAUUCAAUAUAAUGUAAUACAUACUACUACUAUUCCUUAUAAAUAAAUCGAUUUAAAUUUAUUACAACAGA
Calliphora vicina (urban bluebottle blowfly) is the source of this 1593-nucleotide messenger RNA. RefSeq names its product lysosomal Pro-X carboxypeptidase. Lineage: Eukaryota; Metazoa; Arthropoda; Insecta; Diptera; Calliphoridae. Bases 42 to 1472 code for a protein of 476 amino acids. Gene Ontology annotation, molecular function: serine-type exopeptidase activity; dipeptidyl-peptidase activity. The transcript has a single exon. The record is from RefSeq and is a predicted model, not a curated record. Gene Ontology annotation, biological process: proteolysis.